AAGGAGGGACACAUAAAGGAAGAAAAGCCAGAAGACAGACGGAGAAGUGGAUGUAUUUUCAGCCAUGGAUGUAACAGUUUACCCGCCUCCUCCCCAGCCGCUGGCCGCUCCAGACCACACCAGGCUGGGCCAGCUCUCCUACCCUGACCCGGCCUUUGGGACCAACAAGCUGGACGGGGACACCAUGUUCCUGGGUAUGCCAGAAGCAGGCCUCGACUUCGCUUCAGCCAAUCAGUUUCGUGUGCCACAGCCCCCUCACCCCCUCAGCAAGGUGACGCCCCCCAACCCACCCUCACAGCACUGGAGGAGGGAAACGCCAAUGGCUGACACUCACCGCCUGCCCUGGUCAUACCCGGUGGGCGGUCUGGGCGAUGACGACUUCAACAUCCCUCCCAUCACUCCGCCCACUUUGCCAGACCACAUGCUGCCACCCCACCUCCCCCACGACUCCUCCUCCGGGCCGUACCACCCUCUGGACCCCCCGUCCAGCUCUGCCUCUCACCACCCCUACCAGCUGCAGGGCAUGGAUCUGCCCGCCAUGGCCGGCGGUCAGGACAGCGCCGCCAUGCUGAACCAAGACGGGGGCACAUUCAGUCCGGACAGCGGUCCGAUGACCAGCACCCUGUCUGUGAUGCAGCAGAUGGUGAACUCAGACUCUCGGUUCACCAGCAGCCAACAGCCAAUCGAAGCAGCGCUCGGACCCAGGAACCAAUCAGGAAUGAGCCAGCAGGGCCAGUUGUCCACCAUCAACCAGUCCCAGCUGGGUCUGAGUGGGAACUCCGUUACCCACAAUUCCCCCUCUCCUCCUGGUAGUAAAUCCGCCACACCGUCUCCAUCCAGCUCCGCACAUGAGGACGACAAUGAUGACGGACUCAGGGGAGAGAAACGACCUGCAACAGUGGACAUCUCAAAGAAACCCAAAACACCAAAGAAGAAGAAGCGAAAGGACCCCAAUGAGCCGGUGAAGCCAGUGUCAGCCUACGCUUUGUUCUUCAGGGACACCCAAGCCAACAUCAAGGCCCAGAACCCCAAUGCCACCUUCGGGGAAGUGUCAAAGAUCGUGGCGUCCAUGUGGGACGGCCUGGGAGAGGAGCAGAAACAGGUGUAUAAGAAGAAGACGGAGACGGCGAAGAAGGAGUAUCUGAAACAACUGGCUGCCUACAGAGCCAGCCUGGUCUCACAGAGCUACAAUGACCCAUCUGAAAUGAAGCCGCCCCACUCUUCCUCCUCCUCUUCUUCUACCUCAAUGUUUCCUCCCAAAUCUUCGAUCUACCCGGGCCACCCGGGCCAGCACCCUUCCGCUGGCUCACUCGCCCACCCUCACCCUCUCCCUCACCCUCAGCACCCCGGCAUGUACAUGUCGUACCCUCACCCGUCGCACCCCUCCCACGCCUCCAGCCCCGGCCUCGGCCCCCACCUAACACACCCGCACACUCAGAUCCACCCCCAGCUGCAGGCCCUGUCCUCCAGGGGAACCGUACCGAGGCCCAGCGUCCCCCACCAGGGGGCCCUGUCCCUGGGCAGCGUGGCAGCCGCAUCCACCCCUCCACUCCAGAUCAGCCCGCCCCUCCACAGCCAGGCACACCUGGGAGGCCUGCACAGCCCGCGCCAUCAGCACCAACAGCUCAGUGGACACUCACUGGGGAUGGCACACUCCCCGGCCAUCACACAGGGCUACCCGGCCUCCCUUCAGUCUGACUACCAGCCAAUCGGAGGAGGCAUGUUGAAUAACGGCGCAGUGAUGUCAUCAUCGGUGGACUACCACCAGCUGGGGCGACACACGCCGAACCACCACCACCCCUCUCUGGACUGGAGCACUGAUUACCAUGGCAACGGCCUUCAGAGAGACAAACCUCUGUAUCUGAGCUAAUCUCAGGACAACCUGACACCAAAUGUAUGCUGAGCCCUUCCACUGCCACGCCGGAGACCCUCCACCCCCGUCUCUCCAUCAGCCCCGGCCCGCCGGUCCGACCUUCAGCCCAGCGAGAGAGACAUCGACUGCCACCCACAGAAUGGACUCACGCUGGACUCAGAGACCACCUGAGUCCGAGACAAACUCCAGUUCAGCACCUAAAGGUCCCAGCAGUAGAAUUAGGAAACAUAUAGCGUAUUGUUGCCAUUUCCUUGAGGUACAUCAGUGUUUUAAGACCUGACAAGAGUGUCUGUAAUCAUCUUUCUGACAAACCAUUGACUGCUCAGUUUUAAGUGGAAGUCGUGUGGAGGAGAGAUGGGCUGGCCUUGUGCUACGAGCCCUGCCGAUCGGUGCGUGUAUAUACUCCCGCCCUCGUCUAAUUUCAUGUCUGCUCUGAAAUUUCAUAUCUUCUUUCUCAUUUUGUAAGGAUGGUGUUCACCAUCAGUUCACAAAGCUCUGAAGAGUGUAUGUAAAUUGCUGUAACAUAAUUGUUUGAGUUCUGAAUUUAUGAAAUUGAUUUUUUUUUUUGUUCCCUCCUUAUUUUUGACGUCAUAGUUGCUGUUUCUUUGUGCAACCGAAGCCAAAACGACAGGGCACAGAAAAACAAAGGGUUAAUAACCAAAUACCCGUCACAUUGUUUCCCCCCUCGGUCUUUAAUUACAAGAACAUAAGGAUUGGAUUUGAUGCAGUAUGUACUGAAGUCUCGCACACAGUCCGCUGAGACGGGAAACGUAUGGUGAGCACAGCGAUAAUGACUGAAAUCACGCCGCUUUCUUCAGCUAGAGACGUACACGACAAAGAUCUGGCACGGCACCUGAAGCUGUUUUGUUGCCGCCUGUUUAACCAGGCACCCGGUGUGAAUAAUUGUGUACCAUUAAGGAACUUUCAUUGUUCUCUUUAACAAACCCAAUGUAUUUUAGUCCUCGAAAUAAUGAAAUGUCAAAUUGUUCGUUGGAGAAAAAGAAACAAAAGUAGUCCUUUGUAUGAUGACGGCUCCUCCUCCUUGGCAUAUGUCUGUUGAUAAUAUUGAUUUGGAUCCAAACUGUGUGCGAGUGUGUGAAGUGUUAAUGAGGAAGCGGAGUGGUUGAUUGGGUUGCAUGGUCUCUUUUGUCAUCUCUAUUUCUCUGUGCACAGAGGCUAUUUAAGAAACUAUAACUGUUGCUGGGUUGGCUGUGUUUUAAUGUUGUUGUUUUUUUUUUUAUUAUUAUUAUUAAAUCAAAUCAAGUUUUCUUUUAGUGUUAAUGAUAAUAAGAGACAUAUCUCUCUCACUCUGUAUCUCUUUGUAUUAAUGUGUUUUUUGGCAGAUGAAAGGACUCUGAACAGCAACCACGAAGAUUUUCUUAUUUUUAGAUUCUAAUGUGUUUGAGAAUAAAGUCAGCGCUGCAUUGAUGUGCAGUGAU
This is a messenger RNA of Salarias fasciatus (jewelled blenny), 3312 nucleotides long. RefSeq names its product thymocyte selection-associated high mobility group box (gene tox). The coding region runs from base 65 to 1870 and encodes 601 amino acids. Gene Ontology annotation, biological process: regulation of transcription by RNA polymerase II; leukocyte differentiation. NCBI's taxonomy places the organism in Eukaryota, Metazoa, Chordata, Actinopteri, Blenniiformes, Blenniidae. Gene Ontology annotation, molecular function: chromatin DNA binding. Gene Ontology annotation, cellular component: nucleus. The transcript has 12 exons. The record is from RefSeq and is a predicted model, not a curated record.